Helianthus annuus (common sunflower) is the source of this 2704-nucleotide messenger RNA. RefSeq names its product protein ENHANCED DISEASE RESISTANCE 2-like. The transcript is spliced from 22 exons. The record is from RefSeq and is a predicted model, not a curated record. Gene Ontology annotation, molecular function: lipid binding. Lineage: Eukaryota; Viridiplantae; Streptophyta; Magnoliopsida; Asterales; Asteraceae. Bases 222 to 2450 code for a protein of 742 amino acids.
UAUCGUUGUUAAGUUUGCGGAGGUGGAAUAAAUAUGAUAUUGAAGUCGACUGAUUGAUUCUUGAAAUAUCAUCUCCAAUGAUCGCAUUGAAUUUGAAUGUGACACAAUCAUCAUCCACCUGCCAUUAAUCAUUCCUUCAUCUUCUUCUUCCAUCCCAACAACAAACAUUCAACGUUAAAGGAUCAGAAAAACCCACAUAAGAAUAUUGGGUGGGUGAUGUGAUGAAGAGAGGAGGUUCGUGGGAAAGUGGAGGAUCCGAGAGUGGGGCGGAGACCCGUUUGGAAUAUUUCGGAUGGGUUUAUCAUUUGGGCACCAAUUCAAUUGGCCGCGAGUUUUGCCACCUUCGCUUUCUCUACAUUCGUGGCAAAUAUGUCAUGAUGUAUAAGCGUGAUCCUCAUGAGAACCCUGGCAUUAAACCAAUAAGGAGGGGUGUUGUUGGGAAUACAUUUAUGGUGGAGGAGCUAGGACGCCGAAAGUUCAAUGAUGGCGAUCUUUAUGUUCUGAGGUUCUACAACAGGUUGGAUGAGGAGAAAAAAGGAGAAAUCGCUUGUGCUACAGCUGGAGAAACCCGAAAAUGGAUGGAAGCAUUUGAUCAAGCAAAACAACAGGCCGAGUAUGAGCUUUCUCAAAGCUCUACCAGAAACAGAUUGAGCAUGGAGGAUGAGAUUGAUCUUGAAGGACGUCGACCUAGGGUAAGACGAUACGCGCAUGGUCUAAAGAAGCUCAUAAGAAUAGGACAUGGUCCCGAGACACUUGUUAGAAGAUCAUCAAACUUGGGUAGACAUCAUAGACCGAGUGAGUUCAUGGAAGGGGACGCUGCAGAUGUAGUCGAAGCACAUGAGUGGAGAUGUGUCCGCACAGUCAAUGGUGUGAGACUCUUUGAGGAUGUGUCUGACCAUAAGCCGCACAGCAAAACUGUUCUUGUGAAGGCGGUUGGUGCUGUGGAUGCAAGUCCAGAUACUGUUUUUGAGGUGGUUCUGAACCUUGACCGACUUCGUAGAUACGAGUGGGAUGCAUUGACCGGUGACCUAGAACUCGUUGAUUCUAUUAGUGGACAUUCCGAUGUUGUUUAUGGAUCUUACGAUCCCAGAUACUUAAGUAGGUGGCAGUCUAAGCGCGAUUUCAUAUUUUCGAGGCAAUGGUAUCGCGGACAAGAUGGAACAUACACAAUCUUGCAGUGUCCUGCAAUACACAAGAAACGACCUACAAAAUCAGGAUAUCGGCGAAUUAAAAUUAAUCCAUCUUCUUGGGAGAUCCGGAAUCUUAGAGGUUUGGCGGGUUCUAAUGGUGAUAGAUGUCUUGUAACACAUAUGUUAGAGAUAGAUUCCGGUGGAUGGUUUAAAUGGAAGCGUGAUAAGUGCGCAAAGUUUGAAAGGUCAAUUGCUUAUUCCUUGUUGAACCAAGUGUCAGGUCUAAAGGCAUACAUCUCAGCAAACCCUGCACUUACAUGUGAAUCAUCCACAACACUAGUGGAUACAAAAGCCUCUGAUGUUUCUGGAUUGAUUAGUGAGUUCGAGGACGCGGAAGUUGCUGAGGAGUUUUACGAUGCAAUUGCUGCUGCUGACUCAUCGUCGUCUUCAGAUGAUGACGAUGAAGACGGUGAUGCUGAACUUGACAACAAGAACCAGAGAGUGAAGCUGAAGAACGUGUCAUGGGCUAUUGCCAGCCUGGCGUUAAAGGCGAAGAAAGCUAUGGAUUGCAACAAUGAGUUAGAUCAACAUGUAGAUCCAGUUACUAUUAAUCCUAGUGACUUUUGUGGUUCAUUGCACAAAGGGAAGAGCGAUGGCGAUAGUAAUUGUUGGACAUCUCCGAGUGGUGCCGGAUUUAAGAUCCGAGGAAAGACGUACUUGAAAGAUAGCGCUAAGGUAGCCGGAGGGGACCCCCUUCUAAAGCUUAUAGCCGUCGACUGGUUUAAACUAGAAAGUUCGAGAAGUAAAGUGGCUUUGCAUCCCAAAUGCGUUGUUCAGACGGAAGCUGCGAAAAAACUUCCGUUUAUCCUUGUCGUGAACUUGCAGGUUCCGGCUAAACCAAACUACAGCCUAGUUAUGUACUACGCUGCGGAUCGGCCUGUUAACAAAAACUCAUUGCUGGGCAAAUUUAUUGAUGGAGGUGAUGCGUAUCGGGAUUCAAGAUUCAAACUGAUUCCAAGUAUUGUACAGGGAUAUUGGAUGGUGAAGCGUGCAGUCGGUACAAAAGCUUGUCUGUUAGGGAAAGCCGUAACUUGUCAUUAUUUAAGGCAAGAUAAUUUUUUGGAGAUUGAUGUAGAUAUUGGAUCUUCAUCGGUUGCAAGGAGUAUCAUUGGUCUCGUUCUUGGAUAUGUAACAAGCCUCGUUGUUGAUCUUGCCGUCUUAAUUGAGGGUAGGGAGGAAAACGAACUACCCGAAUAUAUUCUUGGAACAGUCCGGCUGAACAGAGUGAAGCUUGAUACUGCUGCUCCUCUUGAAUCUUAAUGUCAAUAUAUUUGGUAAAUAUGCUGUCACUCCUGGUGUAUAUGAUCGGCUACAUUGAGCUCCCGAUAUGCAGGAUAGCCCUUUCGACCAAUAGGACCUGCCCUGAUUGUUUAGAUUCUGCAUCGAUUGUGUCGAUAUGCUUUAGAAUCAUGAGAAAUAAUAGCCAUUUCUGUGCUUUUUUGGGCCCUUUUAUUGUAUGAUCAAAUGAGUUGCAUUGUUAAUCAAACCAGAAUUCAAAAACUAUUUUUUCUGCA